CAACCGAGAAACGCAAAUAAACACCAGGGUCCAUUGAACAAUAAUUUAUUUAUAAACAAUAAGCACAACCAUGAAUAAACCGUCCAAAUUUAUUUAGCUACAUGGCACACAUGUUUAUAAAAUGUAGGGUAGGAUAUUUUGUUUAAAAACUUAAAUUAUGGAAACAAACUUGUCAGAUCUAAGUAGUAGAUCUAACUCAUCUGUGAUGAUGGACGAGUCGGAAUCCCAAGUUUCCAGUUUCACUAGUGAGCUUUGGCUUUGGUUCUCCGGCUAUCCAGAAUUUACAACGAGUAUCACAGUUUCAGUGAUUGUGACCAUCAUCACCAUAUUAGUGAUAGUAUUCUUUGGUAUAUGGAAAUUUAAAUCAAAAGCUUUGCCCAGUCAAAGUGAAGCUCCCAAGAGGUACAGGUUUCGUAAACGAGAGAAAAUAUUAUUUUUUGGCAGAAAAAUGCUCAGGAAGGUUAAAAGCUUUACAAGAAACACUGUAGGAUCAGCUUCAUCCACCAGUGGCAUACGAAGAAAACCAAGUCAUAAAGUCAUGAUUUCAAGAAUAAGAAGUGUCAUUGGAGAUUCAAGAUUUUUAGCCCAUCGCAAAGAUCCUAGUAAACCUAGGCUGAAGCAACAGAGCCCUCCGCAGUCUUUCUUAGAAGCAGAUUGGUCAGAUGUUAAUGAUGAUCACAGACUUCCCCCUGAAGUUUUAUACAUGCUUAGAAGUAUAAGGGUGUUUGGCCACUUAGAAAAGCCGUUUUUCCUAGAGUUAUGCCGCUAUAUGGAGACCAUUACUUUAAGGGCUGGGCAUUUUUUGUUUAAAAUUGGUGACCCAGAUGACAGCAUAUAUGUGGUACAGAAUGGUCUGCUUGAAGUUUACAUCACAGAUGUGGAUGGAACAGAGCAUCUGAUUAAGCAAGUACCAACUGGCAAUAGCAUACACAGUCUGUUGUCCAUAUUGGAUGUCCUUACUGGCCACCCAGGAGCUUUUAAAAGUGUCUCUGCUAGAGCUGUUGCUGACUCCACGAUACUCAGGCUCCCUGCUCAUGCUUUCAAAUCCAUGUUUGAGAAAUUUAAUGAAUCUACUGUCAAAGUUGUUCAGAUCAUCAUGAUUCGGCUACAGAGGGUGACCUUUUCUGCUCUACAUAACUAUCUUGGCCUAAGUAAAGAGCUGCUCAAACCAGAUGGCCAUGCUGAUGCAAAGGAACUUCAUAUUCAUCAGAUCAAUCGCCCUAACGUUUCUCCCAAUGUAGGCAGUCCUGUACGACUUCACACAAACCACAGUGUUGGUGUGGUGCCAGACUCAGGGAAGGAUGAUGUAGAUACAAAGAUGGCUGGGCCUGCAGGAACACCACAGAAGAAACCAUUGUUUUCCAGGCCUUUAAGUGAAUCUGGGUACCAGCUGACAGAUUUUGAUGCUGCCCUGAUGAGAGCCAGAGCUUCAGUCAGUGAUGACAAGAGCAUUGUGUUGAGUGGAUCCCCACCUAGACGAGUCACUGUCAUAGAGUCUGCAGGUGAAGUGUCCUCUUACAGGUCCCAGACCAUCCCUGAUGAGGAAAUUAUUUUAUCUCUGGCUGCUAAAGAUCUGGUUCAGAUCCUAGGCAUGAAGGACCAAACUUUACUUGACAAUCGGCUGACUCUGAGUUAUGCCAGGGCUGGUUCCAUUUUCUGCAAACAGGGUGACCAGGAAACAAGCAUGUUUUUCCUGGUCAAAGGGACUGUAAGUGUUUUACAAAAUGUUGUUGGGGAAUCAGCAAAGGAGGCACUAAUGUUCCAUGCUGAGCCAGGGGAGAUAAUUGACGUACUGGCAGUAUUAACUGGAGAGCCUUCCUUCUUUACAAUGAGAGCUAAAACUGAUGCAGUCAUGGCUGUUAUAUCAAAACCAGAUUUCUACCAGAUGAUGCGUGUAGAGCCCUUUAUUGUCUUGAAUGCAGCCCACUGUACAGUCAAGAGGAUGUCACCAUUUGUUCGUCAGAUAGACUUUGCACUAGACUGGCAAAUGCUUGAAGCUGGGAAGGCACUGUUUAGACAAGGGGACAACAGUGAGAGCAUCUUCAUUGUCCUGACUGGUCGGUUAAGGUCAGUGAUCACCCUUGUGGGGGGCAAGAAGGAGUUGGUGAAUGAAUUCGGCCGAGGUGAACUGGUUGGCAUUGUAGAGGUUUUGACCCAGCAUGAGAGGGCCACAACAGUUUUAGCUAUAAGAGACACAGAGCUGGCUAAAAUUCCUGCAGAGUUACUGAACCUGAUCAAACUGCGCUACCCGCAAGUUGUAGCAAGACUUAUCCAUCUCUUGGGCUCAAGUAUCUUGGGCAACUGGCAGCAGAGGAACACAAUUAGUCUUCAGAAUGCUACAUCAAGAGAAAGUGAUGCCUACUCUAAGAUGGAGAGAAGUACAGUUGCCAACUUGGCAACUAUAGCUAUUGUUCCAGUGACAGAAGAUGUACCAACAACCAACUUUGCUUUAGAGUUACAGCAUGCUUUACUCACAAUUGGUCCUACUGUGAGAUUAACGCCAGAUAUUGUUAAAGCUAGAUUGGGAGCUGCUGCACUCGAUAGCGUGAACGAGUUCUGUCUGUUCAACUGGCUGAGCCAACAAGAGGACAUUCACAGAAUGGUCCUGUACCAAUGUGACUAUCAGUUGACCAAGUGGAGUAAGAACUGUCUCAGGCAGGCCGACUGUAUUUUGAUUGUUGGUCUGGCUGAUAAAGAGCCUACCAUUGGGCCAAUUGAGAAGGAGCUGGAGAACAUUGCUGUGAGAGCCCAGAAAGAACUGGUGCUGCUACAUAAGGAAGACGCUGAAACUCCCAAGAACACGGCUGACUGGUUGAACGUCAGAGGGUGGUUGUCUUCCCAUCAUCAUCUGCGCUGCCCCAAGCGGGUUCUUAGACUCAAGUCUCCUAUUAAAACUCUGGAAAUGUAUGAGAGACUCUUCAAGUCAGAACCAGACAGAAUGGCGGACUUCUGUAGGCUGGCCAGAUUUUUGACUGGCACCUCUAUAGGUCUAGUUCUAGGAGGUGGUGGAGCAAGAGGGCUGGCACAUGUUGGAAUGAUCAAGGCCAUGCAGGAAGAAGGGAUCCCCAUAGACAUGGUGGGCGGCACCAGCAUGGGUGCUUUCAUUGGAGCUCUCUGGGCAGAGGAGAGAAACCAUGUUGGCUUUACACAGAGGGCGAGGGAGUGGUCCAUUGGUAUGACGUCUCUCUGGAAAAAGAUAUGGGAUCUAACUUACCCUGUCACCUCUAUGUUUACAGGCUGGGCCUUCAAUGAAUCCAUUGAGACAGUGUUCCAUGACAGACAGAUUGAGGACCUCUGGAUACCUUACUUCUGUAUUACAACAAAUAUAUCCAACUCCAGUAUGAGGGUCCACUCUCUAGGCAGUGUGUGGCGCUACGUGCGAGCUAGCAUGUCGCUCUCAGGCUACCUGCCGCCACUAUGUGACCCCCUGGACGGUCACCUCCUGUUGGAUGGUGGAUACGUCAAUAACCUGCCAGCUGAUGUAAUGCACAACCUUGGCGCCAAGUUUGUCUUUGCUAUAGAUGUGGGCAGCCAGGACGAGAAGGACCUGACCAACUACGGGGACUGUCUCUCUGGCUGGUGGCUGCUGUGGAAGAGAUGGAACCCCUGGGCCAAGCCAGUUAGAGUGCCUGAUAUGACAGAAAUCCAGUCCCGCCUGGCAUACGUGUCAUGUGUAAGACAGCUUGAGGUUGUUAAAAACUCUGACUAUUGCGAGUAUAUAAGGCCACCUAUAGACAGAUACGCCACUCUGCAGUUUGGGAGUUUUGAUGAAAUUGUUGAAACUGGCUACCAUCACGGCAAGACCCUGUUCUCUGCUUGGACCAAGGGAGGCCUUCAAGACAAGCUCUUCAAGGAGUCGGAAAUGUCCACCAAAGAAAUGAAGGCCCACAAAGAAAGAAACCUUUCCAUAAGUCAGCUCCCUGUGAUGGCCUAUUUCACUGACCUAGCUGAGCAAGUGUCUAAAAUUGAAAACCCUAAGAGUAGGUACUACUUAGCUGGGGAUUCUGAAGAAGAAUUAAUAUAUGAAGAUGAUGAUGAUGAUGAAGCUAAUUUGAUGGAAGGCUAUGAAGAAGAUGAUGAAUUUGCUCACAGUGAUCCAGAGUACAAUAGUGAAGGGGAAGGAACUAGUAGCAAAAACAAAUCUGGAAAGUCCCUGCUGAAAAAGGCCUCAGUUAAGAAGACCCAAUCAUUGAAUACACAAUAACAACUGUGAUGUGACUUGUUUAAAGUCAUCUGAUGUCAUUCCAUGGAUGCAAAGUUUGCCUUAAAGAAAUCCUUUUUUUUUCAUUUUUGAAUAAUUCACCAAUUAAUAACCAAUGUUGACGACUUUAUUUAAGCUUUAUACAAUCUAUAAUGUUUUUAAUGCUUCAUUUAUUCUUUGCUAGUCAGGAAUUUGUUUUUUAUUUAAGUUAUAUGAUAUAUUAUAUAAUAGGUUAAAUCAGCGUAAUACCAAAUUUAAAAGGAAAUCAAUUUACUUUUUUUUUACCCGAUUCAAAAGAAAAUCUAUUAUCCAUUUCUACAACAUUUAAAAGCAAACCAAAUCAAAAUGUCAUUUUUACCAUAUUUAGAAGGGUAAUUGUUUUUUGUACUAAAUUUAGAAUAGAGCCAAUUAGCCAUUUUUACCAAACUGAAGAAAAUCCUUCAGCCAUCUAUAGCAAAUGUUUUAUCAUACUACUUAGACACAAAAGGACAUUACAUUUAUAUCAUACACGUUUCUAUUUCUGUGAUAAAAUAAAAGUGUGGAUUUGAUGUUGGAUCACAAAAGCAAUCAGUACUUUAAGCUCGCUGUAUCUGCUUAGUCAUAUAUACGCUGUACACUUUUAAUUGACAUUCUUUUUAAGUGUUCACAAUUCCAAUGUUCCAACACUGAAUGGAUGUAAAUAAAUUAUUUCAAAACUCUGCCUAUGCUGUUACUAUAACUGUGAUUUUUUUUUUUUUUUAAAUGUUGUUUUACUGCUUUUCUAAAAUUGCGUUAUUUUAGUGUUGAUAUAAUAGACUAAUCUUGCAGUUUUGAUGUUCUAGUCAAUCUUAGAAUUGGAAAUGUUAGUUACAAUACUUUUGAGAAUUUGGUUGGUUUAGCAAUUUAUUUAUUUUUUACUUUUAAACUUGAUUCAAAAUCUUCACAAAUCAUCAUUUGACCAAAUACAUUCAUUAGAUUAUUUAAAAGCAUAAAAAAAGCUUGAAGAUUUUCUCCAAAUGCUACAGAAAGUAUUGUUUUGUUACUGCUUAUGAUGAACUUUUUGAUAUAACCAACACACAGUGUUGACUGAAAUGAUUAGGUUAUAAAUUUGGUUUUGGCAACGUGAUCUGUUUUGUGGUGAAUAUGAACUAUCACCCUUAAAGAAACUGAUAAAGAUUAUGUUGGGUAAUAAAUUGCUGAAACUUUUUGUCUGGCCUUGAGCUUAAAUUUUGUUUUUCAAUAUCAUUAAAAUGCGUGCAAAUAUAUUAAUCUUUUUCUGUGAAUAAGAUUUAUAAUUAUUAUUUCUGUUGCAUUGUAAAUGCACUUAUGUAUAUGCUAAGAAUUUUUCAAAUUCAUGACAUUUAUUUUUAUGUAUUCAUAUACUUACAAUGCAUUUUUUACAUGUUUGACAAAUGAAAAUUAAGCUGAACGGGUUUGUUUACAAAAGUUGCUUGAAUUCUUUUUAGUUUAAAGAAAAAUAAGGGUAAAAACUGAAAUAAUUUCUGAAACAAUUUCAAUAAUUUGACUUGGAUUUCAUACGUAGUUUAAGUGAGUAGUUUAAGUUAUUGCUUCAGAAUUGUUUCAGUUUGUUGUCGGUGACAGUUAAAUCUAGGAUUGUACUUAAUAGUUAUUAACAUUCAUAUUUUUUAAUUUAAUUAGCCAUUUUUGUGUUUAAUUUAACAUUCACAAAUAAAAUUUGCAUUUACUUUCCAUAUGAGACUGCAUGGUCAGAUGUUAAAGUCCAUGACCACUCUCGAGGCUGGAUCCUGUAUUUGAGUCCAUAGAAUUUCAUGUAAUCCACCCAGUUCUGAUGGGUACUUGACUUACAUUAGGCAAAGGAUGUAUUUGCUUAACUAUUAGCAAUGAAUUUUAUACUGUUUUAUUUUCAUGCCACAAUAUUGGCCGUUGAUUCAUCUCUCUCAGGCCACCUAACACCAUUAUGAAUAGCUAUUUUUUUCUGAAGAAGUUGGUAAAUUACUUGUGUAUAAAACAUUGUUCUUUGUUAUUUUAUCAGUAAAGUUAUUCCCUGCAUACAUCAGGAAUAACUAGACAAUACAUGCAAUAAAAAUACUUUUUGCUUGAUUUCAUUUUGAGUUUGUUGAUACUUGAUGCAUAUGUGCUAUUAUUUAUUUAACCCCUCUAGAAAAUCUAAAUUGAAUACUUUUUUAAUAUGUUGUAAAAAUUGUAUCAAAUCAACAAAGGUGAAUAUUGGU
This is a messenger RNA of Physella acuta, 6393 nucleotides long. RefSeq names its product patatin-like phospholipase domain-containing protein 7. Gene Ontology annotation, cellular component: endoplasmic reticulum. Gene Ontology annotation, biological process: phosphatidylcholine metabolic process. Gene Ontology annotation, molecular function: phosphatidylcholine lysophospholipase A1 activity. NCBI's taxonomy places the organism in Eukaryota, Metazoa, Mollusca, Gastropoda, Physidae. The record is from RefSeq and is a predicted model, not a curated record.